CCCGAGCCGCGCCGGGCCGAAGGGCCCGCAGAGCCCCUUCCUGCUGCGAGCGUCACGCAUGACGUGACGCGUGAUGGGCGGGAAGGCGGGGGCUACGCGCAGAGAGGAAGGCGGGUCUGCGGCUGCAGGGCGCUGGAGCGCGGGGCGCAGACAAGCAAAAUGGGUGAAUUACCCUUAGGCAUCAACAUCCAGGAGCCUCGCUGGGACCAAGGCACUUUCCUGGGCAGAGCCCGGCAUUUCUUCACUGUGACUGACCCCCGGAAUCUACUGCUGUCUGGGGCACAGCUGGAAGCUGCCCGGAAUAUUGUGCAGAACUACAGGGCUGGUGUGGUGACCCCAGGGCUCACUGAGGACCAGCUGUGGAGGGCCAAGUACGUGUACGACUCUGCCUUCCACCCUGACACGGGAGAGAAGAUGAUCCUGAUUGGCCGCAUGUCAGCCCAGGUGCCCAUGAACAUGACCAUCACCAGCUUCAUGCUCACCUUCUACAGGCAGACCCCAACUGUGGUGUUCUGGCAGUGGGUGAACCAAUCCUUCAAUGCCAUCGUUAACUACUCCAACCGCAGUGGUGACGCCCCCAUCACUAUGAGGCAGUUGGGAACAGCAUAUGUGAGUGCCACCACCGGAGCUGUGGCCACAGCCCUGGGACUCAAAUCUCUCACCAAGCACCUGCCCCCCCUCAUCGGCAGGUUCGUGCCCUUUGCCGCUGUGGCAGCUGCCAACUGCAUCAACAUCCCCCUGAUGAGGCAGAGGGAGCUGCAGGUAGGCAUCCCAGUAACUGAUGAGGCUGGCCAGAGGCUGGGGCACUCAGUGACCGCAGCCAAGCAAGGAAUCUUCCAGGUGGUGAUAUCGAGAAUCGGCAUGGCGAUCCCUUCUAUGGUCGUCCUCCCCAUGAUCAUGGACUCCCUGGAGAAGAAAGACUUUCUGAAGCGCCGCCCCUGGUUGGGAGCACCCCUGCAAGUAGGACUGGUGGGCUUCUGCCUGGUCUUUGCUACCCCCCUGUGCUGUGCCCUGUUCCCACAGAGAAGCUCCAUCCGUGUGAGCAGCCUGGAGCCGGAGCUGAGAGGUCAGAUCAGUGAACACAGCCCCAGCACUGAAGUGGUUUACUACAACAAGGGCCUCUGAGGGAGGGUCAAUGCCUGGCUCCCUUUUUCACCUCCUUGGGCUACUGCUUUAGUGGAGCCUUGCCAACCUACCACCUGCUCAUCUGCCUGGCACUGAAUGAGGGCUUGUGGGGUGGGCAGCAACCAUUGAAACUAGCAAUCAUUAGGCUGGGAAAGGUGCCCCCCAAAUAAGCCUUUUUGCCUCUCUUCUCUCUGGUUUCAAAAGUCAGGGUCACACUAUCCCUUUCUCCUGCACUUGUGUGUCUAUGUAUAAGUAUGGUGUGUGUGUGCACCUGUACACGUCAUCCUGGGAGUGAGGAACAGACACGCUGUCCUGGGAUGUCCUGAUGUUUGACUUCUCUUCUCAGCCUACUGCCACGGCCAGGCAGCUAGGCUGCAGGACUUCCCUCUCUCGACUGUUCCACCAGCAAAGUAAUUUCUGAUAGCACUUUGCCUCCUCCUGGAGACAGGAGGAGCCCCAGAACCCCAGGACAGACUGAGGGAUCCCCACAGGCCAGAUUGGGCUGGGUCCUUUAGCUUUCUGAUUCUUGGCUCCUGAAGCUGGAAUGAAGGAGGCAGGGGGCCACCCCACUCCCACAUCCGGGAAUAGACUAUUUGUCCAGAACCAAAGGGUGUCUGUGCCAUGUGGACACCUCCAGGCACAAUCCUAGGGGUUCUUGUUCAGCUCUAACAUCAGUGUAGAAUCUAAACUUAUACUGCCAGCCCCCUCUACCAACCAUAUUGUCAUUAAGGCAGAACAAGCAUUCCCCUUUCAGAGCCCCGCUGUGCCAGGGGCACAGCUGUGGGACGGUGCUUCAACUCCACAGGUACCUGGGUGGGUGUAACAAGACACCUUCCAGGGCAGCUAGGCCUGGAGCAUACAAUCUUAAGACAGGGAGUUUGUGUUCCACUGACCCUUGUAGACAUUUAGCAGAACUCCUCUUUCUUGAGGGUUGGGCCCAUGUCCACCUCCAUCCCCAAGCAGAGGAAGGGCCCUAGCACCCAUGGCUAGUCCAGAGAGGUGGUGGGUUUGGGGUGUGAGACUUGGUGGCGCACUCCUGUGGCCUCUGGCUAAAGUAGUGGGGAGGGCAGAUGAAGGCCCCAGUGGGAUCCCAUAAGAGCAGGACAUGAUCCCCUAGCCAAUUGCCACCUGUGAUAAAAGCUGUGCUGCUCUUGUACUCAAUAAACAGAAAACUUGUCUGCCUCUA
This is a messenger RNA of Erinaceus europaeus (western European hedgehog), 2311 nucleotides long. RefSeq names its product sideroflexin 3 (gene SFXN3). The record is from RefSeq and is a predicted model, not a curated record. The transcript is spliced from 11 exons. Gene Ontology annotation, cellular component: mitochondrial inner membrane. Gene Ontology annotation, biological process: serine import into mitochondrion; monoatomic ion transport. Gene Ontology annotation, molecular function: monoatomic ion transmembrane transporter activity. Lineage: Eukaryota; Metazoa; Chordata; Mammalia; Eulipotyphla; Erinaceidae. Bases 160 to 1125 code for a protein of 321 amino acids.